Molecule: messenger RNA, 930 nt
Organism: Halteromyces radiatus
Lineage: Eukaryota; Fungi; Mucoromycota; Mucoromycetes; Mucorales; Cunninghamellaceae
Product: co-chaperone GrpE
Exons: 2
Coding region: 76-804 (242 amino acids)
Biological process (GO): protein import into mitochondrial matrix; protein folding
Cellular component (GO): PAM complex, Tim23 associated import motor
Molecular function (GO): adenyl-nucleotide exchange factor activity; protein-folding chaperone binding; protein homodimerization activity
Source: RefSeq, a predicted model, not a curated record
UUUCUUUUUUUUUUUUUUUUUUUUGUAUUUCUUCUUUUUCUCUUAAAAAAAAAAAACAACUUCAUUUAUACUAUCAUGUCCUUUGUCCCUCUUCGUCAAGUCGCCAUUCGGUCUGUUCGCCAAACAUUCGUGAGUUCUCGAGUAUCCACUCCUUUCUCUUCUAUCCAUCGUACAUAUUCUGCUACUACUGAAAAACCUCCUAGUGCUGAUGAUGCUGACAAAAAACCUGAAGAAGCCACUGUCAAUACUGAAGAACAACCUAUUGAAAUCAGUCCUGAAGAAGAAUUCAAGAAACAACUUGCUGAAAAGGAUAAAAAGAUUUCUGAACUUCAAGAUGCUUAUUUACGUUGUUUGGCCGAUCAAGAAAAUAUUCGGGAACGUAGUCGCAAAGAAACAGCUGCUGCAAAGGAAUUUGCCAUUCAAAAGUUUGCAAAGGAUUUAUUGGAUACAGUGGACAUUUUAAACAUGGCUUUGACUUCUGUACCAGAACCUUUACGCUCCAAGGAAACCGCUGAAGCUGAAGCUGUCAAAUCACCUGUGAAUUUGGCUGAUCAAUUGUCCAACUUGUAUACCGGUGUCUCUAUGACUGAAACUGAAUUGGUCAAGACUUUGAAACGUCAUGGUGUGGAACAACAUAAUCCUGAAGGUGAAGUCUUUGAUCCUAAUCUCCAUCAAGCUCUUUUCCAAGCCCCUAUGCCUGACAAGGAUGCCGGUAUCAUCUUCUCUGUACAAAAAUUGGGCUAUACUCUCAAAGGUCGUGUCUUACGUCCUGCUCAAGUAGGUGUGGUUGCUGAAAAAAAUUAAAAGAAUCAAAAAAAAGGUGACCCAAGGGACGAUUUUUGUUAGUUAGUCGUGUAUAGGCAUUUAUAUGUAGUAUAGAUUGUUUUAGUUAUAGUCAUUUGUUAUAUAGAUUCUUUUUUUUUUUUUUUU